Molecule: messenger RNA, 626 nt
Organism: Asterias rubens (European starfish)
Lineage: Eukaryota; Metazoa; Echinodermata; Asteroidea; Forcipulatida; Asteriidae
Product: anaphase-promoting complex subunit 1-like
Exons: 5
Coding region: 117-626 (169 amino acids)
Biological process (GO): anaphase-promoting complex-dependent catabolic process; protein K11-linked ubiquitination; metaphase/anaphase transition of mitotic cell cycle
Cellular component (GO): anaphase-promoting complex
Molecular function (GO): molecular adaptor activity
Source: RefSeq, a predicted model, not a curated record
CUUGUCAAAAAAAAAAAAAAAAAUGCUACCGUAAGUCAAAUGUUCGAAAACAUUCUGCUUUCUCAUUCGAUUUCUUUGCCGCUGCAACGUUGGAGGAACAAAGAGAAAUAAAGGCCAUGAUAGCGGCCUGUGAACCACAUGAGUUCAUCCCGUUCGGCCGACAGUUCAGCAAUAGUCAGUCUGACGGUAGGGGUGUCACCAACCCACAGAGGGAGACAGCGUAUCCUGAUGCCGACCUACCCAUUUCAGCCCUUAGGGAUGUCAAUAUCAAUGACUCCUCACAGGAGUUUUGGCACAUCUCACAGAGCAGAGAGACUGGUACCCAGAAGCUGGAAUUCGAUGAAGAGAUCUACAUCAAGGGGAAUUCAGUGGUAUGGAGCCGAGGGUGUGAGUCACAAGCCAGACUUGUUCAAAAGUCCUACGAGUUAGACUCAGCAAUACUGGAGGCCCAAUGGGUGACAUUCAGAUUACAAGACUGCAAAGGAGAUCGUCUGGAAGAAAGAUCCAACCAAACCGGAGAGGCAGUGCCAAGUAUAUGCAUCACUCAGUCUGCAACCCUGAAUGUCUUCACUGGUAAAGGAGAUGAGUUCACAGCCUCUCUUCCAUUCCAGGUGUCUAAUUCCUAA